GAGAAAGGGGGUGGGAAUGGGUUAUUGGACAAGAGUCUGCUGGAACCUGAGAUAAAAGGAAGUCAACACAGGUCACACUGUUACCCUGUUACGACCACCCCUACCACCAAUGCACUAAUGAGACAAUUUUGGAAGCUGCUCCAUUUCACAGCCAUGACUGCCCUGCUGCUUGCCAUAUUGUUCAUGUCACUUACUACAGCAGUAUCUGUGCCUUCAGAUCAAAUAUUUCAGUAUAUUGAAGAACAUCAAAAUGAAUACGUGCAGAGACUCAAAGAUUGGGUGGCCAUAGAAAGUGACUCCAAUGACCCUGCAAAGAGACAUCUGGUUAUAAACAUGAUGCUUUUGGCAGAAGAGAGGAUAAGAAAGUUAGGUGGAACAGUUGAGAUGGUAGAUCUGGACAUGCAAGAGCUACCCAAUGGAAACAAAAUCUCUUUGCCACCAGUUAUUCUGGCAAACAUUGUAAAAGAUCCAAAAAAGCCUACCGUUUGUUUUUAUGGGCAUAUGGAUGUGCAGCCAGCAAAAAUUGAGGAUGGAUGGUCAACAGAGCCUUACAUAUUGACAGAGAAAAAUGGCAAUCUCUACGGACGAGGUGCAUCUGAUGACAAAGGACAAGUUCUGGCUGUGCUGAAUGCAAUCGAAGCACUUCAAAAACAUGAACUUCCUGUUAAUGUAAAGAUUCUGCUUGAAGGUAUGGAAGAAGUAGGGUCCAUUGGGCUAAAUACGCUAGUUGAACAGAGAAAUAGUACAUUUUUUUCUGACGUUGAUUACAUUGUGGUCACUGACUCCGCAUGGCUCAGCAACAAACCUGGUAUUACAUAUGGGACAAGAGGAAACUGCUACUUCUUUGUUGAGGUAGAAUGUGCUAAACGAGACUUACACUCAGGGGGCUUUGGAGGAAUAUUACAUGAAGCAAUGAAUGACUUAAUAUUUCUAUUAAACACCCUGGUAGAUUCCUCUGGUCAUAUCCUGAUCCCUGGAAUUUAUGAAGCAGUAGCUCCUCUCACUGAAAAAGAAAAGAAACUGUAUGAAGGAAUUGAAUAUGACCUGGACCAGAUUAUGGCCAAAUAUGGAAUAGAAGAGUUUCAUAACAAAACUAAGGAAGAAUUAUUAAUGCAAAGAUCACGCUAUCCAUCUCUUUCCAUCCAUGGAAUCGAAGGAGCUUUUUCUGCACCUGGAACUAAGACUGUAAUCCCUGCAAAAGUAACUGGAAAGUUUUCAAUACGUGUGGUGCCGAACAUGGAGCCUUCUGUAGUAAAGAAACAGGUGACUGACUAUUUGAACAAGAAAUUCACUGAACUGAACAGUCCUAACAGCAUUAAAGUAACCAGUAGCAUAGGAACAAAGCCCUGGCUAUCUGACAUAAAUGAACCUCAGUAUUUGGCUGCAAGGAAAGCAAUUAAAAGAGUGUUUGGAAAAGAGGCUGACAUGAUCCGUGCAGGUGGAACAAUUCCAAUUGCCACACAUUUUCAGGAGGUGACUAGAAAGAGUAUAAUGAUACUAGGAAUAGGAGGACCUGACGAUGCUUCACAUGGGCAAAAUGAAAAGAUCAGCAGGUACAAUUUCAUUGAGGGAACAAAACUAUAUGCAGCUUUUCUUCAAGAACUUGCUACUGUCUAAAGAAAAAAAAUACGGCUUAGUAAACCUUUAUAACUAUCUGUAUUUGCUUGUUUGAUAAGCACAUAUCACAGAACAUAUUGGAUUUCA
This is a messenger RNA of Trachemys scripta elegans, 1704 nucleotides long. RefSeq names its product cytosolic non-specific dipeptidase-like. Lineage: Eukaryota; Metazoa; Chordata; Testudines; Emydidae. Gene Ontology annotation, biological process: proteolysis. The record is from RefSeq and is a predicted model, not a curated record. Gene Ontology annotation, cellular component: cytosol. The coding region runs from base 118 to 1617 and encodes 499 amino acids. Gene Ontology annotation, molecular function: dipeptidase activity. The transcript is spliced from 12 exons.